CAAAUCAGUAGUUGGGUUGCCUUACGGAAAAACCAUGUGAAUGAUUCGGCAGAAGAAGAUCUGGGCUUACAGAGUCCUACUUGGGCUGGAUAUUCAAUGGGGUCUAGUAGACCAGUGUUGAAUGUGAAAUCGAAAAGUUUACCCAUCUUUUCUCAUGCUCGUGAUCCAUCUAUACCAAGGAUUUGUUUGAGUCCUGAUUCAGAUGAAGAAGAAGAAGGUCAUGAUCAAUCUGAUGAAACUCAAUCAGAACCACCUACUUCAGCUAUCCCGAUUAUGUUAGAUACAUCAGGAUUAUUAUCAGCUAAUCCGACUAUGGAAAGGAGUUUAGAUUUCAAAUGCGCUUUGAUUGCUACUACUACAUCUUCGUCUCCUCCUAGUAAUUCUUCGAACCAUCGAGCAGUCCAACGUCAAGCUUUACUUGCGAACCUUGCAUUGGCUAGACGUCGUAGAACAACAACCACAACAACGAUGACGAAUGAGAAAUCGACGCCUCAGUUUGUGGCACCGGUUUGAAAAUCAAAAUCAACGGAUCAGGUUGACGUUUUCUUUCGUCUCGUUUCUUUUUUCUCGUUACUCUUUUUUUUAUCUUCUCAUUGGAUUCUCUCUGGUAAGAGAACUUGUAAUUCGUUUUGUUCUUUUUUUCUUCUUCUUGUUUGUUCUUGUUUGUUCUUUUUGUGUUUCCUUUUUUUUUUCCUUAAUUAAUUGUUAAUGUUUUAAUCUUUGUUAUUUGCAAGUCUUCUUUCUUCUUUUAUGCAAUUUCUUUUUUUUUUA
Melampsora larici-populina 98AG31 is the source of this 771-nucleotide messenger RNA. RefSeq lists its product as uncharacterized. The record is from RefSeq and is a predicted model, not a curated record. The coding region runs from base 97 to 513 and encodes 138 amino acids. NCBI's taxonomy places the organism in Eukaryota, Fungi, Basidiomycota, Pucciniomycetes, Pucciniales, Melampsoraceae. The transcript is spliced from 2 exons.